ACCCUGACAAGUGUCAACGCUGUGGUCAAAAUUUAAGUGUCAAGAAUCGAAAGUUGUUUCAACAAUUCCAAUGUUAUUAAUAUUUCUUAUAAAAUUCACUAUUAAUCUUAGCUAUGUUCUACCUUACUCAGAAAUUGAUGUACUUAUAAAAUUCUAAAUGUCGUUAUAUUAAGUGUGUAUGUGUAAAACAAUACAUGUCUAUAAAGUCUAUUUUCGUGUAUACACUGUCAUCCAAAAUGGCAGGGAAGACGAAAAACUUGCAAUUGGACAUUAGCUGAUGUGAAAUGUGAAUUUAUAACAACUAUUGACAGUGUAGUGUAGGUGGAGUGUAAGUUAGACCGAAAUGUGGACAUAGCGUGUAAAAUGGGUUCGCAGAUAUUGGAAAUCCUACGCCAGGGUAUAUGGGCAUCAUUGACUGGAGGAUGGUUUUAUGAUCCCCAUCAGAAUUUGUUUUGCAACACGGUACAUCUGUAUAUAUGGCUGUUUCUCUUGUGUCUGCCGUUUUCUGUGUACUUGUAUUUUCCACCAGCAAGUCUCGGAUGGUUAGUGUAUUGUGCUCUAGUGGCCCUUCUAUUCACUGCCCUUAAGUUGAUCAAUCACGGUCUACACCAUAUGUAUGAUACUAAUGAACUCAUUGUGGUACAGUCUACAGAUGAAGCAGGAAAUUCUAAUGAAAAUACUGCGCCAGAGGAAGGUAUAGAAAUGCAGAACCUGGGAGGUACAGCAGCUCCACAGAGUGAUAAUGACUCGGUGACCUCACUUGAGUAUCACAAGCCAAACAACAGUACUAUAGAUUUGAAAGCUGAUGUUCAUCGAAAAAAUAGUUCCGAAUCGAGUAUGGAAGAUAGUGCUUUGUCUACUAAGCAGACUGAACCUGUUGCCACGACAAAAUCUGAUCUUUGUGUAGCACAAAAUGUAGAGGCUCCAGGGCCUUCAAAAACCCGUCCAACGAGAAGCCGGUCUAAAUCCGGUCACAGAAGGGAACAUAGGACAAAAACUAGACGAGGACAUGGUCGAAUCGACGAACUUAUUGUCGAGGAGUCUAGGAAUCCUAGGAUAGAUAAUAACAUACCAGUUCAUAUGUUAACAGAUGAGGGUCCAUUCGCUAAAGUGAGUAGGAGGUAUCAUGAGUGUCCACAUCGUCGUGGAUCAAGUAAUAGAGACUUCUUUAAGGAAUGGCUUUAUUUAGAUGGUAGUGAGGCGACUGGAGAACCUUAUCAAUCAAAGUUUGCACGUCAACUUAGUUCCGAUUCUAGAGAUAAUUCUGAACCUAGUGUAGGACCACCAUCUCCGAAGAAGAGAACAGCACAACGGCGAAGGUAUACCAAUUAUCAUGACGAAAGUUGUACAAAAUCAGCAAUGGCUCUUGCUACGCAGUCAUCAAACAUGAGAAGAAAUUCUAACUCAACUAUGUCUACGAUACAAUUGCCUUUAUUAAAUUCAACUGCUCAGCUUGUUUCUCAUAUGAGGAGGCACUCUAAUAAUGCUGAUCAUGGGUUCUUUGCAAGUGUCGAGUUAGGAGAAUACAUGAUGGUUAAAGCCGAAGCUCCAGUAAAUGAUACAGAUAAAAAUAAAGGUAAAAGUCCCGGCGUUCGGCGCAUUAAAAGUGCAGCAUUGGAAAUUGGGUGUCCGCCCCCUAGUGUAUCAAAUCUAUCACCCCAUCCAAACAGUGCAGAGACAAUCGGCGGGCAGGUGUUGAAAAAUCCUAAAAGUGCAGUAAUACCGCCACCAAGUAAAUGCUUGACUCGUGGUCCCCAUUUCAAUCUUUAUCCUAAAAAUGAAUCUGGAGAAGGUUGUAGUCACCCCUAUCUUACAUAUGGUUCAGAAAUAGUUUACCCGAUUGCUGAAAUUUCUGACGAAAUGCAAACAUCUCAGAAGGAAACAGAUUUGGAUUCUAGUGGCGAAAGUUACAGUGAAUAUGAAGAUGAAAAACAGUUUCGUGGAUUCGAUUGGGAAGCGGAACAAUCGCCAGCUAUACGUUCCAGUGAUUCCGAUUAUGAAAAUAAUGGUUCCAGAUCACCAUUACUUGAUAAAAUUAAUGAUGUUAGAAUGAUUCGUUCAAAAAACCAAAUAGAUUGUAAAAAACACUGCUGUCAAAGACAUCAAAAACAUCUACCUGAAUGUCCAAAUAAUAAAUCAAAACAUGUUAGGCUAAAAAAAAUUAGUAAAUCUGAUAUUAGAACUGAUAAACUAUCAGAUUACUGUAAUGAUUGUAGAUUUCAUCUUCGCCACGAUUACUUCGAUAAAGCUAGUGCAAGUUCAAAAGAUUUGCUAAUAGAAAAAUCAAGCUUAGAAUCCAAUGAAAAUGUAGAUCCAUCAGAUAAACCAGCACAAGACAAAAACCCCAUUGAAAAAAAACUUUGGGACCAUGAUAUAUCCAAUACUAGUAGCAGUAGCAGUGAGAUUGAGAGGCCAGAAGACGAGGUAAAAGAUGAAAAGAAUAAUGCCCCAGAGACUGAAGAAUCACAAUUAACUUGUGAUAGUAAAAGCGCUGAUGAAAAAAGCGUUUACAGCUUAGAUUGGUUAUUUGAAGAGACUUCCGAAGCAAAAGCGUGCUGUGUUGAAGAUUUGGGUCCAGAAGAGGUUUUAUGUAAAAAGUUAGCUAAUGCUUUAGGUGAAUCAUCUUCUAAUGUACCAAAAAACUUAGGAGCUAUACCAAAACAAAUAAAAAACUUAGCGCGUUCACGAACUUCCUCACAGAAAGAGAACAAAAUGAGAGAUUCUAAAAAAGAAAAAGAUGAAAAUCAAUCUGAAGAGAGAAUACUGAUGGAUGCUGUAGAAGCUCAAGCUGCCUUGGUACAGGGAUUAGAAUGUCUUUUUGCAGCUACCAAUGCUAAUACUGUAGUAAUGCCGCCUCCUAAUAGAGAUGAAAGAUCACGGAGUCACAGACAAAGCAUACGAGGAGAAAGAGACAGUUUACACAAAACUAGAAAACGAUCUAUAGAGGAAGUUGCACAAACAUCAACUAAUACUUUACUCCCAACAUCAAUGCCUCUACUCGCCGCCUUUCUUAAUUCGAGAGUAGACUUUAUACCUUGCUGCGUAAAUGACAAUCCGCCUGAAGGGCAAGGCCCGGAGGAAGGUCAGAGAUUAAGGCCCCUUAUGGAUAGAAACCACCGAAACAGAGUCAGAAAAAUAAAGAGAUCAACUCGCCAGCGGAAUAAUCCUUCUAUACAAAAUACUCCUACGGAUAAAAAAGACAACCCAUCGAGUUCGGAAAAUCCUAACUCUAAUAGUGUGCACUUUGCUACAUCGUUUGAUGAUACCACUGAUGGCGCUAUACAUUGUUUCAUGGACGAAUAUGGCAAUUGGAUGUCUUACACCUUUGACAAAAAUAGUUCGGGAAGAGCUCAAGCACAACCAAUUCCUUUGCCCGAUAAAGAUGAAGGAGUGCGAUGCAAUCAUCCUAAAUCUGUUGAAAAUCACGAUAAUUCACAAGAAACAGCAGGCGAAGGCAGUUGUGGUUCGUUAGAAUCAGAAGCUGCAAAUAGUGAAAGUAUACCAAAGCCUAAAAGAGGUGAUAGUAUAGAUCAAAGUUCUUCUAAUCAAGGCAGUAAUAAUCCUUUAUUAUCCAGCAACAAUAAUGUAUCAACCAUUGUACCAAUAAACACUAACAGCUCGAAUAAACGUUUUUACGUGUUCGAUGGAGGGACUGGCUCGCACACCGACCAGCCAAGGUCGCCUGUUGCAUAUGUGACUGACAGCUUAUUAGAACAAAUAGAAGCAGAAAGACAAUCACGUAUGGGCCUUCCAAGUAUGCAUAUCAAUUUCUUAAUGAGUCAACAAAGAGCACAGCAACAAGCACAACAACAGGCAGAGAACACUUCAACUCAUAUACCGAGCUUGAUGCCUUCCAUAGGAGAAGAAAGCUUAGACAUUAAUAUUAGAAGUAAAUAUCCCAAAUUAUCUGACGAUUUGGAGAAAUCAAACAAGCCGAAAUCGAAAAGUUACUACAAGUUUAAACUUUCGAAAUGUUUAGAAGUCAAAGUUACAAUGGAUAGGUUAAAACUGAUGGCGCUUUUCGACAGAAACCUAACGUUCAGAGAAACUUUUAUAUCAAUAAUGUUGGCUGUAGCGGUUGCUGCAUUAGGGUCCAUGGUGCUAAAUCUCGGCUUUUACAGGGACAUUUAUGCGUUUUGGUUCUGUUUUAUUAUGGCUGGUAGUCAAUAUUCCCUUCUCAAAAGUGUUCAACCGGAUUCAGCAUCACCGGUACAUGGCUUUAAUAAAAUGGUCGUUUUUUCACGUCCUGUAUAUUUUUGCCUUUGCACGGCCAUUUUAUGUGCGGUUAAUAAUCAACUGCAGCAGAUCUCACCACCUGAAGAAACUCAUUUACGCACUAGACGAAAUGCUCACGAUGCAAAACCCUUAACUAUAUAUGGAUUUGAACUGAGCGAACGUGAUUGUUUAUAUGUGAUACAAGAAAUUAUUUCUAAGUUCCUCUUAUUUUUUCCUUUAGCGUUUAGUUUGGGAUUAUUUCCCCAAGUCAAUACGUUCCUUAUGUACUUACUAGAACAGAUAGAUAUGCAUGUAUUCGGUGGAAAUGCAACGAGCAGUUUGAGCGCAGCCGUGUACUGUGUGGUUCGAUCUAUAGCAGCCAUUGGAGUUUUAUAUGGCUUUGCAUAUAGUGGUCUUGUUGAAGGAAAGAAAACACAACAUCAAAAACAUAAUAUACUAUUUUCAAUAUUCUGCGGUCUCUUGGUACCAAUAGCGUAUCAUUUAAGCCGAAGUGCGAGUGAUUAUACCCUUAUUUGGAACUUAAUAAAGAAGCAUCUGCUGCCACCCGAGCUAUAUAUCGUUCAUAGUCCUGAAUGUUCUCCGGGGAUGGAAAAAACCGAUCCCAGUACAUUAAGUGAAGAGAAGAAAAUUUAUUCUGAGAGUAACAUAUCUAAGCAAAACUCUAUAGGGAGUUCAGCUUCCAAAAUCAACUUUAGCUCUGAAACUAAUAUUGCACGACAACAGAAAAGGUCACAGACGUCAAGCGUUAGUUCAUUAAAAGUGGAUCCGAGGGGUGACACAAUGAAAUCGACGACUUCCCUAAAAGCUGACCGCUCUGAAGCCCCUACUGAGACGGAAGAGAAAAGUAAAGACUCAAAUACACUGAAUUCAAAUGCUAAUAAACAGGACAAUGACAAACCAGACGAAGACAUGGAAGAUCCUUUACCGAAAAAGUUACAAGCUACUAUUAACGCAAGAUUAAAAAACGAUGUCAUAGUUUGCACAUUUCUCGGACUUUUUGUAUUUGGGCUACAUUGUACAACAGUCUUCACAACGCUGAGACCACAGCUUAAUACGGUUCUCUGGAUAAUAGCGGGUAUCCUGGGCUGGUUUUUGCACUACGUCACGCCACAGCUGCGCAAGCAACAGCCCUGGCUCUGCCUCGCGGGGCCCGUGCUCAAGCAGCACGAACACGCACAGUUCGAGGUCACGGAACCCGCUAGACUUAUGUAUUUUGAAAAGAUAUUCGUUUAUCUCUGCUUCCUGGAGCGCAAUGUUCUGUACCCGGCAGUAGUAGUAGCGGCUACAACGCAAGACGCGCCCGCAAUAGCGGAGAAGUACGGCGACGCUGUUGGCGCUCUUAUCAUAUGCGUGUGCGCAUUGAAAUGUCUCAGAAACGCAUACUCAGAACCCGAUAGCCAGUAUCUUAUACUAGUUUUCGCGGUUCUUUUGUUCCAACGUGACCUCAGCAGUCAGAAAGUGUCCGAGACGUUUCUAGUCGACUAUUUCAUAACUGCUAUUAUCUUUAGCAAAGUCUACGAAUUUCUUUUGAAGAUCCAGUUCGUGGUGACGUACAUCGCGCCGUGGCAGAUCACGUGGGGCAGCGCCUUCCACGCGUUCGCGCAGCCCUUCUCCGUGCCGCACUCCGCCAUGCUGUUCCUGCAGGCCGCGCUGUCCGCCGCGCUGUCCUCGCCGCUCACGCCGGCGCUCGGUAGUGCCAUAUUUAUGACGUCAUACGUCCGCCCUGUAAAAUUUUGGGAACGGGAUUACAAUACGAAGAGAGUCGAUCAGAGUAAUACAAGACUCUCGUCUCAGUUGGAGAGAAAUUUGGGAGCAGAUGACAACAAUCUUAACUCCAUAUUCUACGAGCAUCUAACUCGGUCGUUACAACAUUACUUGUGUGGAGAUUUAAUGCUUGGGAGAUGGGGUCAAGUGCAGCAAGGGGAUUGUUUUGUACUAGCGUCAGAUUACUUAAACUGCCUGGUCCACAUCGUGGAGAUGGGAAAUGGUCUGGUGUCGUUCCAACUGCGUGGUCUCGAGUUCAGAGGGACUUAUUGUCAGCAGAGAGAAGUUGAGGCUAUAUCAGAGGGACCUGAAGAACUUAGCGAGGGCGCGUGCGGCGCGCGCUGGCUGUGCGGCGGGCGCGUGCUGUCGCCGGGCGCGUGCUGGGCGCUGCGCUGGCUGGCGUGGCAGCUGGCAGCCGCGCGCUACGUGCUGGAGGGCUACUCCGUCACCGACAACAGCGCCGUCUCCAUGCUGCAGGUCUUCGACUUCCGCAAAGUGCUGCUCACCUACUACGUCAAGAGCAUCAUAUACUACACGAUACAAUCGACUAAGUUGGAGGAGUGGUUGGCGUCAGCUGAACUUAGCGAGGCUCUGAAGCCGAUGGGGGAACGAUCGUUCGUGGAUUUGGAUCCAAUCUUCAACGUCAACCUCGACGAAGAUUACGACUUCAGAGCUUCCGGGAUAACCAGGGCCCGCUUCUGCGCCGUGUACCAGGAGUGGGCCGUGCACUGCAGCGCGCGGCGCGGGCCGGGCUGGCGGCGGCGCGCGGCGGCGCGGGACUCGCCGCUCGUGACGCUGUGCUUCGCGCUCAGCCUGCUGGGCCGCCGCGCGCUGGCCGCCGCGCAGCACCUGUCCGCCUCCAGCGUGGAGUUCUUCCUGUACGGGCUGCACGCGCUGUUCAAGGGCGACUUCCGCAUCACGUGCGCGCGCGACGAGUGGGUGUUCUCGGACGUGGCGCUGCUGCACUCCGUGCUGGCGCCCGCCGUGCGGAUGGCGCUCAAGCUUCACCAGGACCACUUCAUGUUCCCCGAGGAGUACUGCAGCAGCGCGGCGCUGUACGCGGCCAUCUCGUCGCACGCGCAGCGCCUCGUCAUCUGCCACGAGGCGGCGCCGGCGUGGCGCUACAACGUGCUGCGCGGGGCGCCGCACCUGCUGGCGCUCCGCCACGUCAUGGACGAGGGCAACGACGAUUACAAGAUUAUCAUGCUGAACAAGCGUCAUCUCGGCUUCCGUGUGAUCAAGCUGAACCGGGAGUGCGUGCGCGGCCUGUGGGCGGGGCAGCAGCAGGAGCUCGUGUACUUGAGGAACAGGAAUCCGGAGAGAGGCUCGAUACAGAACGCCAAGCAGGCUCUCCGCAACAUAAUCAACUCGUCGUGCGACCAGCCCAUCGGCUACCCGAUAUACGUGUCGCCGCUCACGACCUCCUAUGCCGACACGUCGCCGCAGCUGUGCGCGCUCACCGGCGGACCGCUCACCGUCACCGCCAUCCGCGACCACCUGGCGGCGCUCUGGAGGCGCGUGCGGCGGCGCUGCGGCGAGGGCUGCUCGAGCGGCGCGUGCGAGGCGAGCGCGGCGGAGGCGGGGCGCGCGCCCGCCCGCACGCCGCCCGCGCGCGCCGCCCUCAGUGGUACCCGCGGCAGCCUGUCCAGCGCAGGCAAGCCGACAUCUUCAACCCUAGCGUCGCUGGCGGGACUCCUACGGGAACAUUCGCACGAGCGUGCGCCGGAGGAGCCGGGCGGCGGGGCGCUGUCGGCGGAGGCGCGGCGCGACGAGCGCGGCGCGCGGCGCGAGCGCGGCCUGCGCGCGCGCACGCAGCCGGGUAAUCGAAGCCGCGUCCGUCGCGAUAUAGCUCUGCCGGCUUCGUUCCGACUGCUCGCCGCGUCCGACAACCUGAGACCUCUCGACCAAACGGACCCACGUCUGGGAGAAGAUGGACAGAGUUCAACCGGUGGCUGGGAGUUCGGCUGGCGAGAGCAACCGCGUCGCGCUGCCAGCGCCAAGGUGUCGGGCUCGCGCGGCUCGGGCUCGGGCUCGUCGCUGGAGGAGGCGAGCGGGCUGGACGUGUCGCUGCCCGACUGUAAGAUCAUCGCCAACAGGAACGCCAGGCAAGCCAGCUUUCACAGGUAUUUCAUUAAUGAGGGUACGUCCAAAGAUCUUUCUAAAUUGAGCAAAGACAUCCGUCACGAGAGGGAAAGCUACCGAGAACUGACCGGACGUUACAUAGAAAAAUCCGAAGCUAUACCGCUCAAGGAGACCCAUUACUCGGACAUAUCCAAUAAAGAAUCGAUAUUGAAAAAGGAAGCUAAAAAAGACCCAAAGCCCAAAGAAAUAAAGACUAAAAUCAAACGUUCAGACUCUGGUAGGAGUGAACUGAAAGCGAAUAUAAGUGUAGGAAGUAAGGUACUAAUAGUUGAACCGCUGGGCGUCUACGACUGCAUCAAUCUGGGGCGCAGGAUCGACGUGCUCUGGCCUUCCGAGUACCAGCGCGAGAGGGGGGGCAGGAACUACUGGGGCAGCUGGGUCCCGAUGGCUGGGAUGGAUGGAUUGGUGGUGCACAAGUGGAGCCCCAACCAUCGCGACCCGAAGUUGCGCUCACACGUAGACAAAAGCAUCCUGCUGCUGCAGCUAGACGACCGCUUCGUACCCAUCGCAGAGACCUGCGUGCAGGACCUCGGUGAUGAAGUCUAGUCCAACAACAUCACAGAACUUUUACCUUCUCACGAGAUGUGACUGAAGUCCUUGGGAAUCUAAACUUAUUCCCGUGCUUUAGAGACAAUUAUGCUACUUCCCGCUACGGUCAAAGAUUACAAUCUUCGUCAGUACCGGGAAACAUAUACUUAAAUUGAUACACUUAAAUUCUUCGCAAACAUCAUGGUCCUAAAGGUACGUCCUACAGUACCUACUACUACGGACAACGUACUUCGAACUUUAUAUCGUUGUAAUAAAACUGAAAGUGAUUAAAACUGAAUAAUAUUUUACAGAAAGAUAACUAAAGUUGAGAAAUAUAUUCUUAUAUUAUAGGUGGAAAUGUUUGUAACUUAUACUUCGGAAAAACUGCCUCGAUCAAUUUUAACUAAUAUCAUAUACAAAUCACAAGAAUAAUGUUCACCUUAAACAAUUUAUUUAUUCUUGAUACAACAAGCCGAAGUAAACUGUAUCUCGUUAAAAUAGAGUUGAAAAUGGCAAUGUGUUUACUAACAAAUAUGUUAUUUAUUCGACGUUACUAAAACUAAAACGAAUUAAAAUGCACGUUCGCU
This is a messenger RNA of Vanessa tameamea, 9257 nucleotides long. It is a transcript of the gene pcx, whose product is annotated as pecanex-like protein 1. The record is from RefSeq and is a predicted model, not a curated record. Gene Ontology annotation, biological process: endoplasmic reticulum organization. The coding region runs from base 364 to 8688 and encodes 2774 amino acids. Gene Ontology annotation, cellular component: membrane; endoplasmic reticulum. Lineage: Eukaryota; Metazoa; Arthropoda; Insecta; Lepidoptera; Nymphalidae. The transcript is spliced from 26 exons.